This is a messenger RNA of Ichthyophthirius multifiliis, 2391 nucleotides long. Its product is annotated as protein kinase domain protein. Gene Ontology annotation, molecular function: ATP binding; cAMP-dependent protein kinase activity. NCBI's taxonomy places the organism in Eukaryota, Ciliophora, Oligohymenophorea, Hymenostomatida. The transcript has 2 exons. Gene Ontology annotation, biological process: peptidyl-serine phosphorylation; signal transduction. Gene Ontology annotation, cellular component: cAMP-dependent protein kinase complex. The record is from RefSeq and is a predicted model, not a curated record.
AUGACUCACAAUAAGAAAAUUAUAAAAUAAUUGACAAAAUAAAAACAGAGCAAGAUACUUAAUUUAUAAUAUAAUGUUUAAAAAAUCAUUUUAUUUUCUACAAUCUAUAAUAAUCAUAAUUGUAAAUAAAAAUAAAAUAAAAUAAAAUAUAUAUAUUUUUUCAAUAAUAAUUUAAUAAAUACUUUUUAUAUUUAAUAUAACAAAAAUAAUAGAGAAACACUAGUUUAAGGUAUGAAAUAUUGCUACGUUGAAGAAAACGAAUUUAUAAUGAAAUAAGGAGAUAAUAAUGCAUUUACAUUUUAUAUUUUUGAAAAAGGAGAAGUGGAAGUUUAAAUAAAUAAUUAAAAAGUAAAAAAAUUAGAAUUAGGCGAUGGAUUUGGUGAAUUAGCACUUCUUUAUAGUGCUUAAAGAUCCGCUUCUUGUUUAGCUUUAGUGAAGAGUUAUUUUUGGAUAAUUGAUAGAAAUACAUUUAAAUAAGAAGUAGAAUAAAUGAUUAAAAAAGAAUAUUAAUUAAAUAGAAAGUUUAUAGAUAAAAUUCAUUUUUUCUAAAACCUUACUACUGUUUAAAAAGAUUCUAUAGCAGGAGCUUUGAUAGAUUAGCGUUUUUAUAAAGAUUAAAAUAUAGUAAAUUAAGAUGAACCAGCAAGUUCUUUUUAUAUUAUAAAAGUAGGAUAAGUAGAAGUGUUUUCUGAUAAUAAAUAAAUACGAACUUUGAAAGCAGGGCAAUCUUUUGGAGAAACAGCUCUUUUAUAGGGGGUUCAAAUAAGAACAAUGACAGUAAAAGCUUCGGAAAAUACAAAAUGUUUGGCUUUAGGAAGGGAUGUAUUAACGUAAUUAUUAGGUGAUAAGAUAGAAACGAUUAUUUAUAGAAAUAUUGCUAAAUAAACUUUAGAAAAAGCAUAAGGGUUUAAAGAAUUAAAUAGUGAAUAAUUAGAUAAAAUAAUAGAUAUAAUGAAUAUUUAAAGAAAAUAUAAAGAUGAAAAAGUAUUUAUUAAUGAAUUAUAGCCUGCUCAUUAUUACUGUAUUAUUCUUAAAGGAAUAGUUAAAGUAUUAGUUUUUUUUGCUAAUUGUAAUUAUUUAUUUAUUUAUUUUUAAAAAAAAAAGUUUAGAUAAGAAUAAUAUUUAAAAGGGUAAAUUAUAGAUUCUUAAAUUUUAAAACAAUUUGAAAAUUAAGAAAUUUAAUAAAACUUUAUUUGUGAAGAAAACUCUAUUGUUGCUUUUAUUUCUUAUUAAUUAUUAUUUUAAAAAUUAGAAGGUACUCUUUAUUAAACAAUAUAGAGAAAUAUUGCCCAAAAUCUUAAAUUAAAAGCAAAAAGUGAGAAGCUAAAAGAAAAAGGGGCAAACAUAAAACUUGAAGAUCUUAGAAUAUUAUAAAAACUAGGUGUGGGUUAAUUUGGGUCUGUUUAUUUAGUUAAAAACAUACAAAAUAAUUAAAUUUUUGCUUUAAAAAUAAUAUAGAAGCAUUAUAUAGUUUAAAUAAAUUUAGAAAAUCAUAUGAUAGAAGAGAAAAAAGUAAUGUAAAUGAUAAAUCAUAAUAAUUUAGUUGUUUAUAUAAAAUCAUUCAAUGAUCAAUAUUUUAUAUAUUUUCUAUUAGAAUAUAUUCAUGGGUAAGAACUUUACGAAGUUAUAAGGGAAAUAGGUAUAUUGAGUAUUUGGGAUUCGUAAUUUUAUAUAGGAUCUUUGAUUUUAAUUUUUGAAUAUUUGCAUUCUUUAAAUAUUGUUUAUAGAGAUAUUAAACCUGAGAAUAUUAUGAUUAAUGAUAAAGGUUAUGUUAAAUUAAUUGAUAUGGGGGCAGCUAAAAUUCUCUCAAAUAAUGAAUAUGGUGGUUUUGGGAGAACUUUCACUGUUAUAGGUACUCCUCAUUAUAUGGCACCGGAAAUUUUAUCAGGUAAAGGUUAUAAUUACUUUGUUGAUUUGUGGAGUAUAGGAAUUUGUUUGUAUGAGUUUUUGUGCGGAUCUUUACCUUUUGGAGAAGAUAUGGAAGAUCCGUAUGAAAUAUAUGAAGAUAUUAUCAAAAAAAAAUUAUAGUUUAAUCAUUAUAUUAAAGAUUAAAAAAGUAAAAAUCUUAUUUAAUAAUUACUUAAUAGAUAACCAUAAAUGAGGCUUGGAGGGUCUUUUAAUAAUUUAAAAUAACAUUAAUUUUUUAAAAAUAUGGAUUGGGUAUUUCUUUUAUUUUAUUUUUAUAGUUUUUUUUUUAUAGUUUUUUUUUAGUAAAAAUUAAUAGAUAUGGAGUAUGAAGCACCUUUUAUACCAAAUAAUUAUUUAAAAAUAGAUUAAGAAGAAAUUAAUAAUACAUAAGGUAAAUAAAUAUUUGAAUAAAUAUAGGAAGAAGAAGGUUAACUAAUAUUACCUGAAAAAUCAUCAGUCGAAAAUUGGGAUAAUAGUUUUUGA